UACGCAACUAAAACAGCUGUCUUCCACCUGCGCGGCAGAGAAUUAUGGGAUAUUAACAUCCGGGUCUCUUUCUUUCCCACUCAACUCCUCAACAUGGGUCGUAUGCACUGUCCAGGAAAGGGUAUAUCCCAAUCAGCGCUACCAUACCGUCGUUCAGUGCCAACAUGGUUGAAACUGUCAUCAGAUGAUGUUAAGGAACAGAUCUAUAAACUUGCCAAGAAGGGUUUGACGCCGUCCAAAAUUGGUGUCAUCCUCCGUGAUUCACAUGGUGUGGCUCAGGUCCGCUUUGUGACUGGCAACAAAAUAUUGAGAAUCCUGAAGGCCAAGGGACUUGCUCCCAAAAUCCCUGAGGAUCUUUACCAUUUGAUUAAAAAGGCUGUGUCUGUAAGAAAGCAUAUGGAGAGAAACCGAAAGGAUAAGGACUCAAAGUUCCGUCUCAUUUUGAUUGAGAGCAGAAUUCACCGUUUGGCCAGGUACUACAAGACAAAGAGAGUAUUGCCACCAAACUGGAAAUAUGAAUCUUCCACAGCUUCUGCACUGGUGGCAUAAGAAGUACUAUUUACACCUGUAUUUAGUUUGGAAUAAAACUGUUCUAUUGUAU
Octopus sinensis (East Asian common octopus) is the source of this 601-nucleotide messenger RNA. RefSeq names its product 40S ribosomal protein S13. The transcript has 6 exons. The record is from RefSeq and is a predicted model, not a curated record. Gene Ontology annotation, molecular function: small ribosomal subunit rRNA binding; structural constituent of ribosome. The coding region runs from base 94 to 549 and encodes 151 amino acids. NCBI's taxonomy places the organism in Eukaryota, Metazoa, Mollusca, Cephalopoda, Octopoda, Octopodidae. Gene Ontology annotation, biological process: translation. Gene Ontology annotation, cellular component: nucleolus; ribosome; cytosolic small ribosomal subunit.